AGCAACUGUAGUCCAAUAUACCAAUACUAAAAACUGAAUGCUAAAAGGAAAGGGCUGUGACGUGUACCCAAGUCUCGUCCUUGAAUUUGUUUGAAGACCUCUGAAACCAUGACCGGGUUCUUGUCGUAUAUGGACCCAAGGCGGAUUCCAUGGGGAGCCACAUGGCAUGCCGUCAAUGCCAGGAUCUUACGCACCAAGCCUGUAGAGUCUAUGCUGGAAGGGGCCGGUGGAUCCGCAGCUCACAGUACCAAACUGGCACGGGUGCUUACAACGGUGGAUCUGGUUUCACUUGGGGUCGGAAGCUGUGUUGGAACAGGAAUGUAUGUGGUUUCUGGACUGGUCGCUAAAGAAAUGGCGGGGCCUGGAGUCAUUGUGUCCUUUAUAAUAGCAGCCGUGGCAUCAAUAUUAUCAGGUGUCUGUUACGCUGAAUUUGGAGUUCGUGUCCCCAAAACCACCGGUUCUGCCUAUACAUACAGCUACGUCACUGUUGGAGAAUUUGUGGCAUUUUUCAUCGGAUGGAAUUUAAUCUUAGAGUAUCUGAUCGGUACAGCAGCCGGUGCUAGUGCGCUCAGCAGUAUGUUCGAUUCCCUCGCAAAUCACUCUAUCAGCCACUGGAUUAUAAGUAGUGUUGGGACAUUAAAUGGAUUGGGUAAAGGAGAAGAAUCGUAUCCAGAUCUUCUUGCUUUGGUCAUUGCCGUUAUCGUGACAAUAAUCGUCACCCUUGGAGUAAAAAAUUCAGUUGGAUUUAAUAACGUGUUGAAUGUAAUUAACUUGGCGGUGUGGAUCUUCAUUAUGAUAGCAGGCCUGUUUUUCGUCAAUGGAAAGAACUGGUCGGAAGGAAAUUUUCUUCCUCACGGAUGGUCGGGGGUACUAAAAGGUGCUGCGACUUGCUUUUAUGCGUUCAUAGGGUUUGACAUCAUAGCAACCACAGGGGAAGAAGCAAAGAACCCUAAUACUUCUAUUCCAUAUGCCAUCACUGCCUCAUUGAUCACCUGUUUGACAGCAUAUGUCUCUGUAAGUGUUAUAUUAACGUUAAUGGUGCCAUACAAUAUGAUUGAUUCCGAAUCCCCGUUAAUGGAGAUGUUUGUCGCCCAUGACUUCUACACAGCUAAAUUCAUUGUGGCGAUAGGAUCUGUGGCUGGGCUCACGGUCAGUCUUUUUGGCUCGCUGUUCCCCAUGCCCAGGGUCAUUUAUGCAAUGGCUGGAGAUGGACUUUUGUUCAGGUUUCUGUCACAUGUCAGUUCAUAUACAGAAACUCCAGUGGUGGCAUGUAUUGUCUCUGGAUUUUUAGCGGCUCUCCUUUCUCUGUUGGUCAGUCUCCAGGAUCUCAUAGAAAUGAUGUCAAUUGGCACUUUGUUAGCAUACACUCUGGUGUCUGUUUGCGUCUUAUUAUUACGCUACCAACCUGAGAGUGACAUUGAUGGGUUUGUAAAGUUUCUUUCUGAAGAGCACACAAAAAAGAAGGAAGGGAUUCUUGCGGAUUGUGAGAAGGAAGCUUGCUCACCAAUGAGCGAUGGAGAGGAAUUCAGUGGCCCAGCUACCAACACUUGCGGUGCGAAGAAUCUACCAUCCCUUGGAGACAACGAAAUGCUAAUUGGUAAAUCAGAUAAGUCUAAUUACAAUGUAAACCACCCAAAUUACGGAACAGUUGAUAUGACAUCAGGAAUAGAGGCAGAUGGGUCUGAAAACAUCUACCUUAUCAAGCUGAAGAAACUUAUCGGACCACGAUAUUAUACAUUGAGAAUUCGUCUUGGAUUGCCUGGCAAAAUGGAUCGCCCAACCGUAGCUACUGGUCGUACAGUCACCAUCUGUGUUAUGCUUCUGUUCAUCUUGGCCUUCAUCUUCUGCUCAUUUAUUAUCUUUGGUGCAGACUACGUGUAUGACCAAGUAUGGUGGGCUGUCCUUUUAGUAGUUUUUAUGGUACUUCUAAUCUUUGCCUUGGUUUUUGUAAUCUUACAACAACCAGAGAACCCAAAGAAGUUGCCUUACAUGGCACCAUGUGUCCCAUUUGUGCCUGCUUUUGCCAUGCUGGUAAACACAUAUCUGAUGCUGAAACUAUCGUCCAUUACAUGGAUCCGAUUUGCUGUCUGGUGUUUUGUAGGUUUGCUGAUUUACUUUGGUUAUGGGAUGUGGAACAGUACGUUAGAAAUCAGUGCUAGAGAAGAAGUGCUUCAUCAGAGCACCUAUCAGCGCUAUGAUGUAGAUGACACCUUCUCCGUAGAUGAAGGAUACUCUUAUGCUCCCGAAGGAGAAAAAACCCAGGACUGGGAAAAUACUGAAAGCAAAGGUUAUUACUAUCAGCAUUCUGCAGAGGCUCAGGACAGCGCCUGGACAAACAGCAGAUCCAAAAGCAAAGGGAGACAUAAACAGGACUCGGAUGCGCUGAUCGCCAAUGAUGAGCUUGACUACUCUGCAGAGUAAAAAAAACAAACCUGUCGUGUGUGUGUGUGUUUGAUGCUCCUCAACUCUGGCCCAACAUAAGACAGCUUCUUGGGCUGUGUAGGGACUUUUCUUCUGUCUACCGCAUAAUACUGCUUAUUAAGAGUGUUUGCCAUAUUUUCUAUCAUGAGAAUAAUUUCAUAGCCCUUCAAACAUUCAGCUGUUUCUAUAUUUCGCAUAUUUUCAAAUAUAUUACAA
Molecule: messenger RNA, 2637 nt
Organism: Spea bombifrons (plains spadefoot toad)
Lineage: Eukaryota; Metazoa; Chordata; Amphibia; Anura; Pelobatidae
Gene: SLC7A14
Product: solute carrier family 7 member 14
Exons: 7
Coding region: 109-2421 (770 amino acids)
Biological process (GO): transmembrane transport; amino acid transport
Cellular component (GO): plasma membrane
Molecular function (GO): amino acid transmembrane transporter activity
Source: RefSeq, a predicted model, not a curated record